This is a messenger RNA of Penaeus indicus, 2797 nucleotides long. Its product is annotated as transmembrane protease serine 9-like. Lineage: Eukaryota; Metazoa; Arthropoda; Malacostraca; Decapoda; Penaeidae. The transcript is spliced from 10 exons. Gene Ontology annotation, molecular function: serine-type endopeptidase activity. Bases 7 to 1629 code for a protein of 540 amino acids. The record is from RefSeq and is a predicted model, not a curated record. Gene Ontology annotation, biological process: proteolysis.
GUCAAGAUGGUUACGAAAGUCUUAACACUGGUGAUUCUCGCUCUCGCGUCCAGUCCGGGGGUUUCAGUAGGAGAACAGGAGAAGAAGCAGGAGCUGGGAGAUGUUCCUUUAGAGGAUGUGAAACUUGGGAGUCUAAGGACAGAGGACGAUGUUCCGACUUCCUGCUGGCACGCAGGCUCCAGCACUUUGGGCGUGUGCAAGAAAAUCCAGGACUGUUAUCCAUAUUUCCGGCUGCCAGACCUCUCACCUGAGGACUCCUGGCUCUAUGGGCUGAGUGAUUCCUGUCCUAUUAAUACCGAUGAAGGGAUGGUGUUCGGCGUCUGCUGCGAGAGCGCGUCCCCCGGAGAAGCCCGCGAGGCGCUGCCCCCGAGCGAGGCGCUGAAGGAUGCGUCGGUGGUGAAGUACAUGGUGGUGGGGAGCGAGGAGAGCGGCCCGGGCCUCAUGGACCGCAGCCACGUGCAGUUCGUCCCCCCCCACGCGCGCCCCGUCGCCGCCUCCCGCCGCCCCACCGUCAGGUACCCCAACUACCCGACGUUCCCCACCCACCCGCCCAUCAUCACCCACCCGCCCUCGCACACCAACCAGCCCUGGUGGACCACGCGCCCGUCCGGCUCCACGCCCGCGCCGCCGACCACGACCAGCCCUUGGUGGCCGCCCCAGACGACCACCCGGCGCACCACGACCAACCCCUGGGACCAGUGGACGACCACCACGACCGCCAACCCGUGGGACCAGUGGACGACCUCGAGCACGACCACCACGCCUCGUUCGACGACCUGGUGGCAGCCGCCCACGACCUCCACCACCACGCCCGCGCCUUCUCCUCCAGGAUCGGCCUCAGGACCCGAACCGGACGCCUGUGUAGCCGGUUCCUUCUACACGGCUGACGACGACGACGACGGCGCCUUCAGGAUCAGCGGGGGGCAGCCGGCCUCUAAGCACAGCUACCCCUGGAUCGCUAUUCUGUUCAACGGCGGGAAACCCUUCUGCGGCGGUUCACUCAUCGACCGAACGCACAUCCUGACAGCUGCCCAUUGCAUUGCCCACAUGAGCCAGUUCGACAUCUCCAACCUACGCGUCCGCCUGGGAGCUCACAACAUCAUGGCCAGGGAAUCCACGGCGCAGGAUUUCAAGAUCACUCGGGUCGUCAGACAUAAGGACUAUAAUUCUCUGAAACUCUACAAUGACGUCGCUAUGCUAACUCUGGAACGACCCGCUGUCUACACGGCACAAGUACGACCCGUGUGUUUGGACAGGAGUCAGGAACGAUACGCUGACGAAAUGGUGACGGUCGCAGGCUGGGGCAGCAUGUACGAAGGCGGCCCGCAAUCUCCAACACUGUACCAAGUGCGCCUGAUCGUGUGGAGUAACGAGGACUGCGCACGUAAAUACGGACGAGCUGCGCCUGGUGGGAUUGUCGACUCCUACCUGUGCGCAGGACAGGAUGGGAAGGAUUCUUGCCAGGGCGACAGCGGCGGGCCUUUGGUCAAGUACAAAGACGGCGUCUGGACUCAAGUCGGGCUGGUGUCUUGGGGCAUCGGGUGCGGUAAGGGUCAUUACCCGGGCGUUUACUCCAGAAUCUCGUCCUUCUUGCCGUGGAUCAACCGUGUCCGAGCCGCAUACCGAUAAAGAGGAAGGUUUUUGCCCCGAGAAACACAAGCUGGGAGGAAGAGGACGGGGAAGUCGAAGAUUGGAUGGUUGUAAUUUUCUUCUUCUUCAGGAACGUGUAUAUAUGUAUAGGUAUAUACAAGCACUAGAGAAUUGGCAUUAGGAUUUCCACUUUUCUUUUUUCUCUCUUCUGUAAAGAGGGUAUAAACACCAUUAUCUAUGCUAGCGUUUUAUGGGUAGCGUAGUUAUUUUCGGAAGAGGUUAUGGCGGUGGGUUUUUGGGUUUGAAUGGGUAAGGUGAGUCUCAUGAAUACGUAUUGCUCAUUGAGUGAUUCGGUCUAAAUCUAACCCAAGAUAACAUCACCCGUGCCUGUCUGUCUGUCUGCCACUAUCUGCCUUGUUGUGUCCCUUUGUUUGUUUCUGUUUCUGUCUCAGUUUCCAUUUCUUUCUUCUCCCUCUUUCUCCUUCCUUCAUCGCUCUCCUUCCUUUCAUAUCUAUCUCUCCUUUUUUUCUCCCUCCUUUUAUUCCUCACCUAUCUUUCUCGUUCCCUCCCUCCCCCUCUCCCUCUCCUCAUCCCUCUCCUCCCUCACUCUCCUUCACUUCAUCUCUCUCUCCUUCUCCCUCCCUCCCUUCAUUUCUCCUCUCUUUCUCUCCCCCUCUCCACCUCCCUCCUCCUUCUUCCGCUCCUUCCCCUCUCCUUACAUUAACUCCGGGACACGUGAAGACCUUCUCAAGUAUCAGGUAGCAGCAAAGUCCCUCUUCAGUCGAGUGGCCUCUUAACACAGUCUUUGUACCUCCCUGUUGAAGAGUCGGCUGCUCUCUUGUCACGAUAAAGUCUUCAUAUCAAAGACACUUUGGGGAAGUACAUAGGAUUUAGCGAUUUGUAAAGCCUUAGGUUCUCUUCCGUCCGCAGCUUUUAGUGUCAAAAUUCGCCCAGUCUCAACGUCAUUUGAUCUGGUUCAGGACUCUCACUCGAUCGUUAGGAAUGAAGAGGCAUUAUGGUACUGUUUUUUAUCAGGCGGUGUAAGUUAAUGACAUUUGCUAAUACAACGUUUUUGUUCUUAAAUAUCUGGAAAUCAAACACAUAUCUAUACAUACGAGUAUAUGUACUUGCAUGUGCGUACACACACACACACACACACACACACACACACACACACACACACACACACACACACACACACACGCAC